Durotheca rogersii is the source of this 5703-nucleotide messenger RNA. RefSeq names its product SPX-domain-containing protein. The record is from RefSeq and is a predicted model, not a curated record. Gene Ontology annotation, cellular component: cytoplasm; fungal-type vacuole membrane. The transcript has 11 exons. Bases 1 to 5703 code for a protein of 1900 amino acids. Gene Ontology annotation, molecular function: protein binding. Gene Ontology annotation, biological process: transmembrane transport; intracellular protein transport; endosomal vesicle fusion. Lineage: Eukaryota; Fungi; Ascomycota; Sordariomycetes; Xylariales; Xylariaceae.
AUGUAUCUAAGCAAAGGGGUGUGGAGCCACACGGAGGCUUCCGAUAAGAUUGCCAUCUGUCUGCUCCCUGUUGCCUACCUACCCUCCUUGCCGUCUAUGCAUCCCGACGAGAACGGCCGACGAAAAGCCAAGAGGGACGAGAAGAGACGCAGGCUCGACGAGCGCGACGACAUGAAGUUUUCUCACAGCAUCCAGUUCAAUGCCGUGCCAGAUUGGAGCAGCCACUACCUCGCCUAUAGCAGCCUCAAGAAACUGAUCUACGGGCUCGAGAAGAGCACCCACCAGCCCGGUACCUCUGAUGUCGAAACGCGGCCCCUCCUCCAGAAUGAGGACCCCGAAGCUGUCUUUGGUCGAGCCUUGGAUGUCGAGCUAGAGAAAAUCUCCUCCUUCUUCGGUGUGAAGGAAAAGGAGCUCUUGGACGAGGCCGACGACGUUCUGCGCGAUGUCGGAUCGUUCGACGCAGAUGCCCACGAUGAACCCGUUCUUCCGCACAGACCCACCUCGCAGCAUCUGACUGUCGACCAAGUAAAGCCCACUCCCGGCCCUCGGAGCACCCAGAGCGGCCGCAGUGCCCGUUCGACCGAUGAUGGCAUCGAGGACAGUGACGAGGAUGACGACGACGGACAGGACGAGACCUCUGCCCUCACCAAGCGGAGGAGGCCAAGUCUCGGUAGCGCCCUCGGCCGACGCCGUACCGUCCCAAGCGCGAUGGCUGCCUCUACCGACCUGACGGCUUCGACUGAAUUCACAAGGUCGGCGCGUAGAUAUAGUGUCGGCUACGACGACUUCGCAGAGACGGCCCAUCUAUUCUCCCCUGGCAUCGUGUUGAAGAAACGCAUCACCAAUAUCUACGUACAGCUCUGCGAGUUGAAGUCGUAUGUCCAACUAAACAAGACCGGUUUCAGCAAGGUGCUCAAGAAGUUCGACAAGAUCAUCGAUAGGGAAUUCCGACCGAAGUACAUGAGGGAUGUAGUCGAGGUCGCGUAUCCUUUCCUACCCGAGACUGUUAGGCACAUCGAGGAAACUAUCGGGGCCCUGGAGAAGGCCUAUGCUGACGUCGUCAGGCAAGGCGACGAAGAUCUGGCUAAGAAGGAUCUCCGAUCGCACCUGAGGGAGCACGUCGUCUGGGAACGAAAUACGGUAUGGCGAGACCUCAUCGGCCUCGAACGUCGUGCCGAGGCCGCGACUCUCGGCCAGGGCCUCCUCGGCGCGCGGAAUGAUGGAUUGGGGGUGAGACUGCAAGGCGACGACGCACCCGUGACCCCCAUGAGAGAAAUCGUCCUGCCCUUCGGACGGUUCACCUGCCCGACCUGGCUGUUUAGCUCGGCCAUGUUUACGCUUCUCGGAAUAAUCGCCGUUUUCUUCGCGAUCCUGUUCGUUCCCAUCAUGAAAAGCCCCGAACAGCAAAACUGCUUAGCCAUGUUGGUGUUCGUUAGUCUGCUGUGGGCCACCGAGGCAAUACCGCUGUUCGUGACGUCGCUCCUGAUACCGUUCCUCUGUGUCGUUCUGAGAGUCGUCCGUUCGGACAACGCGCCGUACGAUAGACUAGACUCGAAGGCGGCAACCGCGUAUAUAUUCUCGGCUAUGUGGACACCUGUCAUCAUGCUGCUGCUGGGAGGCUUCACCAUCGCCGCAGCCUUGUCUAAAUGCAAGAUCGACAAGCGAAUCGCAACUUUUGUUCUUAGCAAGGCGGGGACGCAGCCGAGGACGGUACUCGUUGCUGUCAUGUUUGUAGCCGCUUUCGCCAGCAUGCUCGUUAGCAAUGUUGCCGCCCCGGUGCUCUGCUUCUCCAUCGUCGAGCCUAUGCUGCGUAAUCUUCCUUCGGACUCCAACAUGUCCAAAGCCGUGAUCAUGGGCAUCGCGCUAGCGUCUAACAUUGGCGGGAUGCUCUCCCCCAUCGCCUCACCUCAGAAUCUGGUCGCGUUGAGCGUCAUGGAACCGGCUCCGACCUGGGGCGAAUGGUUCUUUAUCGUGAUACCCGUGGGUAUCGUGUCGCUUGUCUUGAUUUGGGUCCUUCUUGUUGCCACGUUCCAGCCCGGAAAAGGCGUCACCAUCGUGCCGAUCAGGUCGGUGAAGGAGUCGUUCACGGGCUUGCAGUGGUUCGUGUCGAUCAUAUGCCUUUCCACCAUCGGACUCUGGUGCGCGAGCCAUCAACUCGAGUCGACGUUGGGUGAUAUGGGUGUCAUUGCCAUCAUCCCGAUCGUGAUCUUCUUCGGCGUUGGGAUACUCACCAAGGAGGAUUUUAACAACUUCCCUUGGACCAUCAUCAUCCUCGCUGCAGGUGGUCUAUCCCUCGGCAGGGCUGUCAAGUCGUCGGGGCUUCUUCACACGGUGGCCAGGACCAUAUCCGAGAGGGUUGACGGGAUGGACCUGUACGGCGUCCUGCUCAUCUUCUCGAGCCUGACCUUGGUCAUUGCGACUUUCAUCAGCCACACGGUGGCCGCACUGAUUAUCCUGCCACUCGUGUCCGAUAUUGGAAAAGCGAUGGACGAGCCUCACCCCAACCUGCUCGUCAUGGCGGCGGCGCUCAUGUGUAGCGCCGCGAUGGCGCUGCCGACUAGCGGUUUCCCCAAUAUGACCCGCCCCAUCAUCGAGCUCAAGCAGCGCGACAAGUCCAAGAUAGAGGCUAUCUUGGCCCACGGCGAUCGCGUCUUUGUCGGCUUGAACACUGGUUCCCUACGAAUAUACCGCCUGAACGAACCGUCCCAGCCGUCCAACGGUGCUUCUUCCUCUCCGACGCCGACGCAGCCGGAUCCGAAUCCUGAACCCAAGCCCGCAGAACUCCUCCGCGAAGUCGAGAAAUUCUCCACGCGUGCGAUCGACCAGCUAGCCGUAAUCAAAGAAGCCAACACUCUCGUGUCCCUCUCCAACUACUAUGUCUCUCUCCACGACAUUCAUACCUACGAGCUGAUAGAGACGAUAUCCCGCACCAAAAAUGCCACGUGCUUUGCUGUCACCAGCAACAUCGUCAAGGAUGCGGCAACCGGCAUUCCGGAUAUCAUCAGCCGCCUUGCCGUGGCUAUAAAGCGGCGCCUGCUGUUAUGGAGCUGGCACGACAGCGAACUGCGUGACGAGGUCAUCGAGAUCGUGCUACCCGAGGCCAUCAGAACCCUAAGUUGGGCAAACGCGACCAAGGUGGUCUGCGGCAUGAACGCAGGGUAUGUCCUGGUCGAUGUGACUACCUCGCAAAUACACGAGAUCGCCGGCGUCGGCGCCGCCGUGGCUGGAGGCCAAGGAGGCAGGUUCGGUGCCGCGAGUAUGGGCUACAUGGGACUUGGAGGGUACAUGCCGAAGCCGCUCGUGACGAGAUUGGCCGAGGGGCAGAUACUACUUGCGAGGGACAUCAAUUCGCUCUUCAUCGAUACGGAUGGGAACGUCUUGGACAAGCGUCAGGUUCCCUGGCAAAGCGCCCCCGAAAGCAUCGGAUACAGCUAUCCUUAUAUCUUAGCUCUUCAGCCACCAGCCAAGGGCUCGCUAGAGGUGCGGAACCCGGAAACUCUAAGCCUCCUACAGACGAUGGAGCUCCCCGGCGCAGCACAGCUGCAUUUCCCGCCUCUCAUGCCCAGCCUCGCGCAUGCGGGUAAGGGUUUUCAUAUCAGCAGCGAGAGGGCUGUGUGGAAGAUGGAAGCCACCGACUACGACACCCAGGUCCAGGAACUGAUCGACAAAGCAAAGUACGACGAAGCUGUAAGUGUCCUCGGCAUGUUGGAAGACGCGCUGUUGAAGGACAAGACUAGUACCUUACGGGAAGCCAAGAUGUUGAAAGCCGAGGUCCUGUUCAGGCAGAGGAAAUUCUCGGAAAGCCUAGCAUUGUUUAACGAGGAUGAAGUGCACGCGCCUCCCCAGAGGGUCCUCAGGUUGUAUCCCAGGAUGAUUGCUGGCGACCUCGCCGCCGAAACGCCCCAAGAGGAAACUUCGGAAGAGGAAGAUCACGAGGAUGAUGAAAAGGCCAACGGCGAAACGACGGCAAAGGCCGAUGCCGGCAUCGACGCCGCGUCCCCAUCUAGGCCGACCACCUUUGCAAAGUAUUGGAUGAGCGGGCACCGCAGAAUAGACUCGGAUGCGGCGUCCAUCGCCUCAUCUAAGAGGGCGACCGCCGCCGAGAACGACGACGCAGCGAGCAUACAGGUUAAGGCGAAGACUACGUGUGAGGAUGGACCGUUGGAAGGGAAAGACUUGACCAAGGCUGUCCGGGAACUCAACAGCUAUCUUGCCGGCACGAGGGCGCGCCUCCAGCGGUGGAUCGACCCUGCAACGGGCAAGCUGAAGCUAGGCAAACCCGCAACGAAUGUGGAUUCGUCUCUAAGCAUAGAUGAGAAUUUGGACGCCUUACUGACACACCCUCGCUCCGAGUCCGACGAGCAACUCGAACAGGAGCUCAGGGAGACGUUCACCCUGGUCGAUACGACUCUCUUCCGUGGGCUGAUGUUUGUUACACCUGCCCUUGCGGGCUCUCUCUUCCGCAUUCCGAAUUUCUGCGACCCUGCGGUGGUGAAUGAACAUUUGCUCAAGCACAACCGGUACAACGAAUUGGUCGACUUCUUCUAUGGCAAGAAGCUCCACCGAGAAGCGCUCACCCUUCUCCGCAAAUUCGGGGACACCGAUGCGGAAAGCGAAGUGGCCACGCUCGACCUCAAUGGCCACGACGAGGCUGAAGUGGCCAUACCCGAACAACUCCGUGGCCCCCAAAGAACCAUCAAAUAUCUACAGAAUCUACCCCCAGAAAUGAUCGAUAUUAUCCUCGAGUUUGCGAGCUGGGUUCUACGGCGCAAUCCAGACCAGGGAUUAGAAAUAUUUGUGGCCGAUAGCGAGAAUGCGGAGACAUUGCCUCGAGAGAAGGUUGUCAACUAUCUCGGUACCAUCCACGUCUACCUAGAAAUCCGGUACUUGCAACACAUCAUCACGGAGCUGGAAGACGGCACGCCCGAUUUCCACAAUCGAUUGGUGGAGCUGCUCGUCCAAGCCCUAAAGGCCGAUGAAAGAAACGAGCUGUGGAACGAGCGUCAGCAAUACAGUCUCAGCAGGGCUCUCAGUAUCAUCCCUCGCGAUGACCCGGCGUUCUACGAGGCCCGGGCCAUAGUAUUCAGCAACAUGGGAUCGCACAAGCAAGCUCUCGAGAUUUACGUGUUCAACAUACAAGAUUAUGCGAAAGCAGAAGAGUAUUGCAAUCGCAUCCACGCACUGCCUAGCACUCGGCGAGAAUCUUUUCCCGCGCCCUCGGUCGACCAGAACGACCCGGAUUCGGCGCCUUCCAUAUAUCACAUGCUCCUUUCCUUAUACCUGACUCCACCACCGCCUAACAAACCAAACCUCGAGCCCGCCUUGGAGCUGCUGUCCAGGCACGGCUCCCGUCUUCCGGCAGAGUCUACGUUGUCGCUUAUCCCUAACGACAUCCCCAUCGCGGAGCUCGAGUCGUAUUUCCGGGGACGCAUCCGCGCGGCCAAUAGUGUGAUAUCAGAAUCGAGAAUCGUCGAGGGUUUGCGCAAAACGCAGCUGGUGAACGCGCAAGCGUUGCUGCUGCUUGGGGACGGCAUCCCCGGCGGCCAAUCCGGGCGCAACAGAAGGGUAGUCAUCGGCGAAGAGAGAGGAGACGACGUAGCGCGAGUGGCAGCCGAGCGGAGCGGAUUGCCGGUUCUUGGGGCAGGCAUGGCUGAACCAGCUGGAAUGAGGUCGAAAUUGCGGAAGCGACUGUACCCGCGUUGA